Molecule: messenger RNA, 3368 nt
Organism: Xenia sp. Carnegie-2017
Lineage: Eukaryota; Metazoa; Cnidaria; Anthozoa; Malacalcyonacea; Xeniidae
Exons: 4
Coding region: 23-3115 (1030 amino acids)
Biological process (GO): mRNA processing; IRE1-mediated unfolded protein response; protein phosphorylation
Cellular component (GO): IRE1-TRAF2-ASK1 complex
Molecular function (GO): RNA endonuclease activity; protein serine/threonine kinase activity; ATP binding
Source: RefSeq, a predicted model, not a curated record
CCGUUUAAACUGUGACAAGUAUAUGAUUAAAAAAUUUGAAGAUGAAAACUGUUCCAUCAAAGAAAGAGUGAAGAACUUGCGAUCGUUAGUAUCCACACGAUUAAAAUUCUGGCAUAAUUGGUUGAUCAUUGUAGACAACGUGGUACAGCUCAGCGAAAUUUCUUCAUUACUUCCCCAAGUUGGUGAUCCCAUGUGGAGAAAUGGACAAAUCUUAGUAACUAUCCAGAACACAGAUGCCGUACCUCAAGACGAUGGGUUUAAUAAACAUAUUUCUGUCAGAAGUGGAAUGAAUGAUAGGGAAUGUUUUCAACUGUUGAAGCAUUACACUAUUGAACAUGCUGAUGAUCAAUUGUUAAAUGAAGUAUCGCAUGCAUUAGAUCGUCAACCGCUGGCUUUGGCUGCUGCUGGUUAUUAUGUCAGUCGUGUGAACAAAGCAAACUGCUCAUUUACUUGGAGUCAAUAUUUAAAGAAAAUAUCUUCAGAAGAAGAAGAAAACAUGGACGCCACUUUUGUUAGAUUUAACUCAGUAUAUCCUAGAAGUAUGUUACAAGCUUCACUUUUAGCUGUCAGACAAAAUGCUGAAGAAUCCUCAAUAUUGGCCAAUGUUAUUAACUUUUUUUCUUUGAUAUCGUUUGAUCCUAUACCACGAGACAUUAUUGUUUUUUAUGUUCAAGAAAUUGAUCCAAAACACUCAAAAGAAGAUAUAUGUAUUUCUUUAAAGCACUGCUCAUUGUUCUUGCAUUCAGAAAAUGAUGACAUUAGUCUACAUCGCAUUGUUCACAAAGCAAUUACUGUUUAUCAAUUUGAACAUUCAAACGAAGAACAUGAAAUAGAAAGAGACGUUGAUCAAAUAUCAAAAGCACUUUACUUGUUUAAAGAGAGAGACGACGAAAGCAAAUUGAUGCCACAUCUUGAAAAAUUUCUUCAAUUGUUAAGGACCAACGAGACAAAAACCAGCAUGAAUACUUUCCAAGUUUUCCAAUAUUUUGUUGACAGAUUAAGACAUUUUGGAGAAUACGAUCUUGCUCUUGAACUAUUGGAUAAAUUUAAAUCAGAAGAAUCUAGUAAUGACAAAGCUUGGUAUUUUAGUGUCCUCGGUCUUUUAUACCAUGACACCGGGAAGUAUAGCGAAGCUAAAAAUCAUCAUGAAAAUGCUCUGGAAAUUCGAAAACAAUCUUUAGGUCCAAAUCAUGUUGAUGUCGCUGCGUCUUUACACAAUAUUGGUAUGGUAUUUCAUGAAACUGGAAACUACGACAAAGCUAUAGAGUUUUACGAAAAAGCUCUGGCAAUUAGAAAACAAUCGUUAGGUCGAAAUCAAGUAGAGGUUCCUCGGUCUUUAAGCAGUCUUGGUAAUGUGCUUGAAAAAACUGGAAAUUACGACAAGGCUAUAGAGUUUCACGAAAAAGCUCUGGAAAUUCAAAAACAAUCGUUAGGUCCAAAUCAUAUUGAUGUUGCUGCAUCAUUAAACAAUAUCGGUUUGCUUUAUGAUAAAACAGGAAAACACCAUAAAGCUAUAAAGUUUUUUGAAAAAUCUCUGGAAGUUCGAAAACUGAAUGUGCUAGGUGAAGACCAUACACAUGUCACUGCGUCUUCGAGCAUGUUUCGUACGAUUUACGAAGAAAAUGAAAAAUAUGAGUCUGUAAAAUCUCAGAGCAAAUUUCCAGUUCCAGGUCAUGCUCAUGUGUCUUUGUCAUCAAAAGAUUUUGAAAUCACAAGUGGUGAUGAUGCUAAUGCUAAAGAUGUCGGAAAUUCUCCUGGUGUUAGAAAUACAAAACAAGAAUUGGUUGAACAAGAGUGGAAAUACAUUGAUGAAUCAACGAAACAUAAAGAAUUGUUUUUAAAAUUGAUUGAACAUGGACGGAACCCCAGAGUUGAGGUUAAAGUGGUGGGCAAUGUACGAGUAAUUUUCUCAAAAGAGUUUUGCAUUGGCGAAGGAAGUGGUGCAACCCGUGUUUAUCUUGGACUGGGUAAGGAUGGUUACGGUAAAGCAGUGAAACGAAUAAAUCAAGAUAGCUACAUCCUUCUUGCACAACAAGAAAAGAAAAUUUUGAAUAAAUUCAACGCAAGAAAGUCGAAAUAUGUUGUGAAUUAUUCUUUCUUAGAGGAAGAGACUGGGAAAGAAUAUGUAUAUUUGAUAUUAGACUUAUGUGAAGAAUCAUUGAAGAGUUUCGUAGAAUCUUCUACUUUACAUGAUCUUCAAAAAGCUCUUCCCAAAAUUCUCAGACAAAUUUUGCAAGGAUUAGCUGAUCUUCACAGUGGCCCAAAUCCUAUUCUUCAUCGGGACUUAAAGCCCGCCAAUGUUCUCCGAGACACACAGGACAACUUUCUUAUAGCUGACUUUGGCAUUAGUCGAAUAUUAGAAAAUGAUUCUACGACAUAUAAAAGCAGUCCUAACAUGGGAACUGAGUAUUGGAUUGCUCCUGAAUCAUAUUGUGAAGAUGAAGAUACAUUUCAUACGGGACGGUACAAGAAACAAUCUGAUGUAUAUAAUGCAGGAAUGGUAGCUUAUUAUAUUGCAACAAAAGGAAAACACCCUUUUGGAACGAAACGGCUUAGAUUGGACAAUAUGUUAAAAGGAAACCCUGUUGGUUUGGAUGAAAUCGAGGAUGAAACUCUAAAGGACCUUCUGUCGUGGAUGUUAAAUAUGAAACCUGAAAACAGACCAUCGGCUACCGUGGCGUUAAAACAUCCAUUUCUUUUGUCGGAUGACGAGAAAUUUGACUUAUUAUGUAAAGUUGGAAAUCUUCCGCAGAUUAAGACAAAUGAUCCCCUGUGUAGUGUCGUUCAACAAUUGAAUAGUGAAUCCUCAGAUUGGAGAAGCCAAAUGGAUAGUGAUGUUUAUGAUUAUUUGGUGAAUAAAAGGACCUAUAAAUCUUCAUGGACAGAAUGCUUAAGACUCAUUCGAAGAAUUGACCAACAUUGGAACGAUCGACCACGACCUCUACCACAACCAGAACCAUUUUAUAAGAUUGGCGAUUACAGGGCAUAUUUUCUCCGAACAUUUCCUACUCUCCCUGUUCGGGUCCAUGCUGCUGUCAGGUCAAAUAAAGAAUUGAAAAACAAACCAGAACUUAAGAACUUUUUUAAUUUUAAUGAAAGCGAACUACAUCAAUAAACAAUUUAGACACAACAGAACCUGUUAGGGGUGAAAAAAGUAGAUAUUAAGAAAUCAUUGAUACUGUAGAGAUCUUAUUUUACAGAUAUAAAGAAAACAGUUUCCACGGCGUAUUUAGAUGAUUUUUCACCCCGUUUCUGGUGAAUGUAUAGCCUGUGGUAUUCAUUGAUACAAUGUAUAUAUUUAAUUUUUACUGUAAAUUGUUUUGGAAAAAGACUGAAGUUGAACAUGACAUUAAAAGUUAACUUUUAUA